AUGUCAUACCAAGCAGCAACAAUCGUCGCUGCUCCCAACGAAUUUCGUGUCCCAUUUCCGACAUAUGUCCAAAUCUCUAAAGUCCAGUUUCAAAAAGAUAGUGGAUCUCGUUUGCUUGCAGCUUCUGGAUGGGAUGGAACAUGCAAAGUUUAUGAAGUAGGAAAGCUUGGAGACAUUACAGAGAAGUUCGUAUACUCACAUGGAAAACCUCUAUUGGCAUGUACAUUUGCUGGCUAUAACAAAGUAGCAUUCGGAGGUGUUGAUCACAACGUGAAACUGGUCGAUAUUGAAACUUCGAAUGCAACUCAACUCGGUUCGCAUGCUUUAGCAGUGCGUUGCCUAGAAUUUAAUCAUAUGGAAAGUUUGAUUAUCUCUGGUGGAUGGGAUUCGUCUGUGAAAUUGUGGGAUGCACGAAGCUAUGGAAAUGGGGCUGUGGAAUCAGUAAACGUGUCGAGCAGUGUUUACGCGAUGGAUGUACUCAAGCACACAAUUCUUGUUGGAACAAAAGAUCGAAAAAUCUACAUGUUCGAUAGCCGAAAACUCAGAGAGCCUCUACAAGUCCGCGACAGCCCUCUCAAAUAUCAGACGCGUGCAGUUCAGUUUUUCCCAACUGGAGAAGCGUUCGUUGUUUCUUCUAUUGAAGGUCGUGUAGCUGUAGAGUACGUGGAACAAACCGGCGAGCAGGUUAAAAGAAAAUACGCAUUCAAGUGCCAUCGCGAAAAAGAUUCGGAUGGAACAGAACUAAUUCAUCCAGUUCAUGCGGUAGCUUUCCAUCCAAAAUACGGCAGUUUCGCUACUGGAGGAUCUGAUGGAAUUGUGAACAUCUGGGAUCCAUUUAACCGAAAGAGAAUUAUCCAGUUGCACAAGUUCGAAACCUCAAUCUCUUCCUUAUCGUUCAAUGAAGACGGAACUCAACUCGCCAUUGCUUCCUCCUAUCAAUACGAGUACGAAGUGGAUCCAGUGCCUCUCCCAAACAACUCGAUCACAAUCCGUCAUAUAACCGAAGCAGAAAGCCGGCCAAAGUAA
Molecule: messenger RNA, 1026 nt
Organism: Caenorhabditis remanei
Lineage: Eukaryota; Metazoa; Nematoda; Chromadorea; Rhabditida; Rhabditidae
Exons: 4
Coding region: 1-1026 (341 amino acids)
Biological process (GO): mitotic spindle assembly checkpoint signaling
Cellular component (GO): bub1-bub3 complex; mitotic checkpoint complex; kinetochore
Molecular function (GO): ubiquitin binding
Source: RefSeq, a predicted model, not a curated record